UCACUUUGUAUUUUGAAGCAUUGCUAUAAUUAGUGUAAGGAAGAGUUAGAUUUUGCACGUCUGAAGUGCAGGGAAGAGAUUCUCUUGAUUGUUGUUUGGUUGUUGUUGUUGUUAAUGGCCUCAACGAAAGAAGAAAUUCCAUGGCCUAUCAGCAAAGAUGAGUACGAAUUGCAAGAAGUUAUUGGUCAUGGAGCGACCGCAGUGGUGCAGGCUGCAUACUGUAUACCGAGGAAGGAAAUGUGUGCGAUUAAAAGAAUCCAACUAGAACAAACCAAUCAGGAUGAUGACCUUCUUAAAGAAAUUCAAGCAAUGAGUCAGUGUAACCAUCCUAAUCUCGUCACAUUUUAUCGAGCGAUUGUUGUAAGAAGUGAAGUUUGGCUCGUAAUGAAAUUACUAGCCAGAGGGUCAGUUCUGGACAUUAUAAAACACAAAGAGCAAAUAGCAGCAAAUGAUGUGGAUCCGAGAGCAGGUUUACUUGAAGAAGGUAUAAUUGCAACCAUUCUACGGGAAACAUUGAAAGGAUUGGAAUAUCUUCAUAAAAAUGGCCAAAUUCAUAGAGAUGUGAAAGCUGGUAAUAUACUUCUUGGUGAAGAUGGCAUGGUUCAGCUUGCUGAUUUUGGUGUUAGCUCAUUUCUAGCAACGACUGGAGAUAUUGUACGAGAUCGUGCAAGACAUACAUUUGUAGGAACACCUUGCUGGAUGGCACCUGAAGUUAUGGAACAGGCAUCAAGUGGAUAUGACUUUAAAGCAGAUGUAUGGAGUUUUGGAAUCACUGCUAUCGAAUUGGCAACUGGAAAAGCACCUUAUCAUAAAUAUCCACCCAUGAAGGUACUCAUGUUGACAUUACAAAAUGACCCGCCGACUCUCGAAACUUCCGUCGAAGAUAAAAAUAACCUGAAAAAAUAUGGAAAACAAUUUCGGAAAAUGAUUGAAAGUUGUUUACAAAAAGAUCCUUCUAAAAGGCCUACUGCAACACAACUUUUGAAAGAUCCAUUUUUCAAAAAAUCAAAACCGAAAGAUUAUCUUGUACAAAACUUACUUGCUACUGCACCUACAUUAAAACAACGUGGUAAAAAGCCAAGAAGGGUUCCAGGAUCAAGUGGAAGACUGCAUAAAACUCCAGAUGGUGACUGGGAAUGGAGUGAUGAAGAAAUGAUGGCUUAUGAUAGAAAAGCAGAAGAGGCGCGACCUGAUAGAUCAAAGACUAAUAACAGCGCACCUGACAUUGUUGAUGGUCCAGCACGAACAACAGCAAAUGAACAAAAUCAAGCUAAUGGAGGAGACCAAUCAAAAUUACCUCCCAGUAGAGAAAAUUCACAGGGGACAUUGAGCACAACUCUAACACAGCCACCUAAUAAUAUGCAACAACCACAGCAGUUGCCACCAUCUUCACAACAAGGGGACCAAUUGCCUGCUGUGGUUCCUCCAGUUGGAAGUGCUGAAGGAUACAUUGCUGCUGCACCAAGAUACAUAACAGAAGAUGGGAAUAUGAUUCCACCUACUCAACAGCCGCAGAUGGUGUAUCUUGCAACUCCACAAGGACAUCCGAUGAUGAUGCCUCACCCUGCUGCUAUCCCCGUCCCACAAGGUUAUCCACCGGGCUAUAUACCAGUGCCUCAAGGAAAUCUCGUAACCACCUUUGUCGAUCCAAACACAAACCAAAUAAUGUAUAUGACGGCAGCACCACCAACGAGUUUGAACUUACCCCAACAACCAGCCCACCCUAUUAUGGUGACCCGUGCUCCAGCCGCUGUCCCAACAAUUCCGCAAAAUGCAGCUCCUAUCAAUGUGGCAGCCACACAACCGGCCCCACAACAACUAGUCUCACCAACCAAUCCAGUCGGUGCGUUACCCACUAUGCCUGCGCCGACAACGAAUGCGACUGCUGCACCACAAGAACAAGAAAAAGUUCAAAAAACUGAAAAUCCAAAGCCAAUGAACUUUGUUUUACGCUUAAGGAAUUCUGAAAAUGUUCUGAACGAUAUCAAAUUUGCUUUUACCCCUGGUAAAGAUACACCCGAUGGAAUAUCACAUGAAAUGGUCAGUGCAGGACUAGUUGAUGGAAAAGAUGUUAUUAUUGUUGCUGCUAAUCUUCGGAAAAUUAUCGACGGCCACCCUGAAUUGAGUAACGUCGUAUUCGGACUUCAUCCAGGCACGAUGCCACCUAAUAAACUGCCUGAGGAAGGAAAUCUCAUAGGAUUCGCUCAAUUAAGCAUUGUCGACACAUAACCUGAAUAUAGAUCAGCAUGAGGUCUUCUGCGCUUGCCCACUUUUACCUAAUUAUAUAUACAAAAACACGUAUUUAAUUAAUAUUAUAGACACAAAAAUAUAUUAAAAAUGCAUGAGUCAAAUGCCAAGAUGUUUGUUGUAUACUUCGUAAGGAAUCUGGUCAUUUAUGGAUUCUUGGUAGAUGUACUUGCACGAACGCAGUCAUAUAUAUGACAAUUCUGUUGGUGUUACGCUAUGGGUUACUGAUCUUUUGGAGUUGUCCACCACAUACAGAUAAGUUGCGUAGUUGUGAUUAACAUAAUAACAACAACAGAUAUGCGGUUAUGCGAUUUUCUGUAUUGGCGUUUCAUCCGAAUAUCACCUUUAGUGUGUUAAUCGUUUAAGAAUCAUUUGUGACACUAUAACAACAAUUAUGGAAAAACAGCUGCUAUUAAUAGGUUCGAUUUCAAAGUUAAUCCUCUUCAACCAAUUAAUAUCACUUAUUUGCAAUAAAAAUAAUUUUUGUUAAAUUUUCCAUGAGCAAUAGUAAGGCAGAAGGUUGGCUUCAGUGAACCAUCUGAUUUGUUGGUGAUUAUAGCAUUUUGUUUUCGUGAGCGCACAAUUUCUUUGCAAUAAUAAGCUUCUUUUCUUUUAUAACAUGUAGUCAAUUCUAUGGAAUUCACUUUAAUAGGUUUGUAGAUUGUAUGAAAUAUUGGGUAGCUUAGAAAUCAAAAAUUAGUUCAUGACAUAUGAGUGAAGUAUGAUUUAAAUGGUAUUGCCUGUAUUCUUUUUUUGUUAAUUUCAUGACAUAUUUUCAAAAUAAAUAAUGCGAUAUGAUUUUUAUAUUUAUGUCAGAGGAUAGGAAAACUGAUAAUACGACAUAAUCGUUAUGAUGACUUUUGACACAUAUUAUUUGCUUU
Molecule: messenger RNA, 3128 nt
Organism: Styela clava
Lineage: Eukaryota; Metazoa; Chordata; Ascidiacea; Stolidobranchia; Styelidae
Product: serine/threonine-protein kinase OSR1-like
Biological process (GO): protein phosphorylation
Cellular component (GO): cytoplasm
Molecular function (GO): ATP binding; protein serine/threonine kinase activity
Source: RefSeq, a predicted model, not a curated record